Molecule: messenger RNA, 6598 nt
Organism: Clupea harengus (Atlantic herring)
Lineage: Eukaryota; Metazoa; Chordata; Actinopteri; Clupeiformes; Clupeidae
Gene: smarcc2
Product: SWI/SNF related BAF chromatin remodeling complex subunit C2
Biological process (GO): cell projection morphogenesis
Cellular component (GO): synapse
Molecular function (GO): protein binding
Source: RefSeq, a predicted model, not a curated record
GGUUUACACAAAUGUGUUCCGUUUUGAGCCAAAAUGGCAGUAGUUUCUCUCUGCUCCAUCGGCAUUGCAUUAUGUCUGAGGCUGUCUAUGCAAGGCAUUACAUAACACAAGGGGGCGCACAAAUUCGAAUUUCGUCUGCAUCAAAGAUGGCGGUACGGAAGAAAGACGGAGGCCCGAACGUAAAAUAUUUCGAAGCGUCUGACACUGUCUCGCAGUUCGACAAUGUCCGCGUCUGGUUGGGAAAGAAUUAUAAAAAGUACAUCCAGGCAGAGCCUCCUACCAAUAAGUCUCUGUCCAGCCUGGUGGUCCAGCUCCUGCAGUUCCAGGAGGAGGUGUUCGGGCGCCAUGUCAGCAACCCCCCCCUGACCAAAUUACCGAUGAAGACCUUUCUUGACUUUAAGCCCGGCGGAGCCCUCUGCCACAUAUUGGCUUCAGCCUACAAGUUCAAGAGUGACCAAGGAUGGCGCAGGUUUGACUUCCAGAAUCCUUCUAGAAUGGACCGGAACGUGGAGAUGUUCAUGACCAUUGAAAAAUCGUUGGUGCAGAAUAAUUGUCUAUCACGGCCUGUAAUCUACCUUAGUUCAGAAAUUGAGCCUAAGCUGCUGGUCAAACUGAAGGAUAUCAUCAAGAGGCAUCAGGGGUCUUUGACUGAAGAUAAGGCAUCCAGUUCUCAUGUGGUCGUCCCAAUCCCACCCAGUCUGGAAGAGGAGGAGUGGGUUCGGCCGGUGAUGAAGAGAGACAAACAGGUGCUGCUCCACUGGGGAUACUGGCCAGACAGCUAUGACACAUGGAUCCCAGCUAAUGAGAUAGAGGCUGCUGUGGAAGACCCCCCCACCCCAGAGAAACCCAGGAAGGUUCACGCUAAAUGGAUCCUGGAUCUGGACCAGUAUAAUGAGUGGAUGACUGAGGAAGACUACGAGGUGGGCGAGGGGGGGACGAAGAGGAAGAGGAUCUCUGCUAAGACGCUGACGGACGAGGUGUCCACCCCUGACGACCGCAGGGAUAAGAAGGCGGGAAACGCCAAGAAGAGGAAACGCUCGCGUUCACCCUCCCCUGCCCCGCCCUCUCAGGAGAGCAAGAAGAAAAACACUAAAAAAGGACCCACAACCCCCUACACCAAGUCAAAGCGAGGGCAGAGAGAGGAGGAGCAGGACGAGGGCAGCAAAGAGGCAGACGAGCCGUCACCCACCCCUCCCACUGAGGACAGCGCUGCUCCUAAGACAGAUGAACAAGAAGAUGAAUCCAUGGAAACAGUAGGCAAGGAGGAAGAGGAGGGAUCCCCCAGUGUUAAAGGAGAGCCAGUGAAGGGCGCUGACCUGCAUGAGGAUAACGUCACAGAGCAAACGCACCACAUUAUUAUCCCCAGCUACGCAGCCUGGUUCGACUACAACAGUGUUCAUGCCAUAGAGCGUAGAGCUCUCCCUGAAUUUUUUAACGGCAAGAACAAGUCCAAGACACCUGAAAUUUACCUGGCAUAUCGCAACUUCAUGAUAGACACAUACCGGCUGAACCCCCAAGAGUAUUUGACCUCUACAGCGUGCCGUAGGAAUCUGGCUGGAGACGUGUGCGCCAUCAUGAGGGUUCAUGCGUUUCUAGAGCAGUGGGGGCUGAUCAACUACCAGGUGGACUCCGAGAGUCGACCCACCCCCAUGGGCCCCCCUCCCACCUCCCACUUCCAGGUGCUGGCGGACACCCCGUCCAGCCUGAUACCACUGCAGCCCAAGACACAGGCACAGGCUGCCACCCCGCAGCAGCUGUUGUCUUUCCCAGAGAAGGUGAAGGAUAAGCCAGCUGACCUGCAGAACUUCGGCCUGAGGACAGACAUCUACAAGAAGACUGGCCCCAGUAAAGUAUGUGGCAGAGGAGGGAGAACCUCCGCACCUAAAACCAAAGGGAAUGCAGAAAAUCACUUUGGAACUUUGGAACUAGUUGAAGGGAACUUUGAGUAUGAAUAUGAGGAGAAUAAGAAUCCAGCAAGUGCCACACGGGACUGGACAGAACAGGAAACACUGCUGCUCCUGGAGGGACUGGAGAUGUAUAAGGACGACUGGAAUAAGGUCUCGGAGCACGUGGGCAGCCGCACGCAGGACGAGUGCAUCCUGCACUUCCUGCGUCUGCCCAUCGAGGACCCGUACCUGGAGGAGGGGGCUCCGCUUGGGCCGCUGGCCUACCAGCCCGUGCCCUUCAGCCAAUCAGGAAACCCUGUCAUGAGCACUGUCGCCUUCCUCGCCUCCGUGGUCGACCCGCGAGUCGCCUCCGCCGCCGCCAAAUCAGCACUCGAGGAGUUCUCUCGCAUGAAGGAGGAGGUGCCCGCUGCUCUGGUGGAGGCCCACGUAAGGCGGGUAGAGGAGGCAGCGCGGACCAGCGGGCGACCUGACCCGCUCUACGGUCUUGAGGGUAGCGGGAUCGCUGGCACGGGCCUGGAGGACGCAGACAAACCAGCAGAGGAGACCAGUGAGGAGAGUAAAGGGGAAAGCCAGCCCAGUGAGGACAAGAAGGAAAACAAGGAGAGUAAAGAAGAAAUGGUGGAGGAAGAGGAGAAAGGAGAUGGUGCCAAAAAAGAGGAGGAGAGAGCAAGGGAUGGAGAGACUGAGAGAGAGACAGAGAAGCCCGACACAGAACAGGGUGAAGGUGACAAAGACCGAGAGAAUAAGAAUCCGCUGGAGGAGGGCCAGAAGGAAGGAGAGAGCGAAGGAGAGAGAAAAGCGAAAGUGGAAAGAGACGUGGGGGAGGGCAACCUGGCCACCGCUGCUGCCUCUGCCCUUGCUGCUGCCGCCGUCAAGGCCAAGCACCUGGCGGCGGUGGAGGAGAGGAAGAUCAAAUCUCUGGUAGCCCUGCUGGUGGAGACUCAGAUGAAGAAACUGGAGAUCAAACUAAGGCACUUUGAGGAGCUUGAGACCAUCAUGGAUCGUGAGAGAGAGGCGCUGGAGUACCAGCGUCAGCAGCUGCUGGCCGACCGUCAGUCCUUCCACAUGGAGCAGCUGAAGUAUGCAGAGAUGCGGGCGCGUCAACAGCACUUCCAGCAGCUGCAGAGCCAGCAGCAUGCACCGGUGCCUAGCAGCAACCCCCCUGCCCCGCCCCAUGCAACGGCCACCACGCCCGCCCCACCACCCCCCGUUCCCAGCCCGGCUCCGCCUACCGUUACGAGCCCACCUGCCGAAGCCCCACCCCCUGCACCUCAAGCACACGCCCACUCUGUGUCAGGCAACACUCCAGCAGUUGCUGCUAUGCACGAACCCUCCACUCCGGCUGAGCCUGUUCACCCAUCCACUCCGGUGCCUCCCCCACAAUAGAAGAAGGAAAAAGAGAUGGAGAGAGAGAAAGAGAAAAAAAGAGAAUUCAAAGAAUGAGUUGAACUGAAAAGAUGGCCAUUUGCCCUAUUUGGAACUUGGAAUGGAAUUUGGAAUUUGGAACUAUUUGAAAAAAAAUACAACCCCUUCCCAUCUCCAAAGAGACUCCAGACAAGUAUUUGGGAUCCAUUGGGAUUACUAGUUACCUGAAACACACAAACAUACAUACACACACACACACACGUAUUUACACUCUCACACACAAAGACUCACAAAACAUUUUAUUUUCUCGCGUGUGCCCCAAGUUUAGCUUCAAACAUUUCUCCUGGUCAUAUGAACACACCAAGACACUCACAAGGACUUAAAGCUGAUCUCUUAUGAGGACUUCAAAUGGACUCCAGGCCCCCCACUUAGACCCGCUUAGGUAAUGUGUUUCAGAAACAAAAGCAUGUCUGUGCAUCCAUCCCAGCCUGAUGCUGCUGUGAACAGCACUUGUCUUGAGGUGUAGGACCACAAACCAUAACAGGCAGACAAUCAGUGCAGGUGAAUUAAAUCUAACCUCUUACUAACAGCAAGAAGACAGAAGCAAGACACUCAUCUACCUACCAGUCAUUUUGUGUGAAAUACCACCCUUCAGCAUGUAAAUAUUGCUCUUUACCUAUUGUGUGUGCAUGUGUGUGUGUGUGUGUGUGUGUGUGUGUGUGUGUGUGUGUGUGUGUCUGUUUCUGUGUGUGUGUGUCUGUGUGUGUGUGUAGAGGCCCUUUACCAGUGUUAGCCCACCAGUAUACUAUAACCACAGCCACCCCUCACCUUCAGCUGGUCAGAGCAGACCCCUGCUGGUCUCUCUACUACAGUGCUGGUCUCACCUUCACUUCCAGAUGAAGAUAAAGGUCCUCCUGUGCCCCCCUAUCCCUGUCAUGCUACACUCCACUGAUGAUGCGGACUGGAGCAUCAUGAGACUUGUACAAUCUGGAGCUUGGAGACCGCAACCCCAAAGUAUCGCCUAUGGAGAUCCUUCUAAGAAAAGGAAGGAGAAUGAAGUAAAUCAAUAGAAGAUGAAGAAGAAAUUUGAAGAACAAAAUUUGCACUUUGAAUUCAAUUCAGUUCAAUUUUAUGUAUUUAUGAAGCUCCAUUAAGAAUGAGCGCCGCACAGAAGCCCAGGCCUACCUGGCCCAACAGCAACCCCCAGACCAGGAAGAUGAAGAUGCUUUCCUGGCCAACGGUAGAAGCAAAAAAGCAUUACGAUGUGUGUGUGUGUGUGUGUGUGUGUGUGUGUGUGUGUGUGUGUGUAUGUGUGUGUGUGUGUGUGUGUGUGUGUGUGUGUGCCUCUGGUUCAUGGUUCCAGGGAAGCACUUAAUUACCCCCGCCCCCCCUCCCUGAGACUGAACAGUUCAUGAACUGUUGUAUAGCAGUGGUUCCCAAACAUUUCAUUGCAGGCCCCCAUUAAAUUACCUGCAAUUUCUUAAAAGGUGUUUCUACAAUUGAACAUUUUAAAUUUAAUUUCAAUUUCAUCAAUCAGUUAAACUAAACUAACUAAAUAUUUGAUCAGUUUUUAGUUUUAUUUGAUCAGAACACACACAUUCAUUUUCCUUCUCAAUAGGUGAUAAAUCCAUACAAUGUAAAUGUUAGGUGCAUGUUGUAUUAAUAAAUUGGCUAGCUAUUCCCUCUUAUUCCAUAUUAUAAAAGUACAAAGUAGGCUAUAAACGUAUCACCAAAUAGGUUAGUUUUAGCCUACAAUGCAGUAAGUGCACUGCCACACUAAAUUUGACCUGUGGUUGGUUAUUUAGGUUUAUCGUUCCGUUUUUUCAACCCCCCUUUCAACUCUGCGCCUAUGGGAUUUUGGGACAUUUUGGGAACCACUGUUGGGAACACUACUUGGUUGGCUUUCACCUGAUCAUGACGAGUAGCCAAGCACCACAGCAUCCUUAUCAGAUGGUAUUAUGUAAAGUCUGCACUUAAUUGACUCAAAUGAUGGCUUUAGUAAAAUUCCCAUUUGUUUGAAAAUGAAGGACAAAAGAGGUAUAGCCUGUGCUCACCUUUGAAACGAGAAUGACAGGUACAGCUUGCGUGUUAUUUUGUGUUUACAUUUACAGGUCAAACCACCUGAAACUUUACUAACUGAAGAAAUCUUGUUUAUGUGUGAAUACUCAUUAUGUUACUCAUGUUCUUUCUGUGUGUACAUGCAUAUGUAUUUAAUAAUGUGACUUGUGAAAAAGGGAAGUGUGCUCUUUUAUCUUCCUAUCCCAGUGUAGGAACUAAGUGUGUGUGUGUGUGUGUGUGUGUGUGUGUGUGUGUGUGUGUGUGUGUGUGUGUGUGUGUGUGUCCUCUCAGUAACCGUCAGUUAAAGAAUGGUCAGUUAUCGAUACAUGGGGUGGAAAACGAAUGAGAAGAGUGUCUGUGUGUGUGUCUAUGUGUGCGUGUGCAUGCAUUGGAGAAAUUUCUUAUGAACAUUUCAUUUACUGUAUUCACAUCUGUCUGGUGCCAUUCAUCUGUUCAAAAAGCUGAAAUAGUAGGGACAAUUGUGUCUUUCAAAGACUCUCUCUCACACACACACACACACACACAUACACACACACAUACAGUCCCCAUGACCAUAUUUGUGUUUGUUCCACCCUUUUUCAGUGGGGUAUAUCAUGAGGAUCAUCAAGUUUCAGGGCUAGGUCUGAUCAACAUGCUGAGGUAGAAAGGAGAGACGUACGUGGAUGGACAGUGUGUAACAGACGUCAUCAGAACCCCUGAGCUCAGACUUGGCCAGACGAGACGAGCAGUAGCACUUUUGUGACACCUCCCUGGGUGAGGGUGAUUCUACAGUGCAGGAUCUCGGUGUUUGCCAGAUGACUGAGUCGAGGGGGGAAUAACCUGUUUACUCCCCAAAGUGGGAGCAGGGGUUUGUGUUAUUACUCUGUGCAGUCGUUGGGGUAUCUCAGCGGGUUUGUGUUAUUACUCUGUGCAGUCGUUGGGGUAUUACUCUGUGCAGUCGUUGGGGUAUUACUCUGUGCAGUCGUUGGGGUAUUACUCUGUGCAGUCGUUGGGGUAUCUCAGUGGCCCUGUUUUGUGGAACACACCUACCCACUCUCCAUGACUUUAUGGUUAUUUGUACACUUUGAUUUAGUAGGCUAUUUUUAGUGAUGAAUCAGUGUUUCUGUUACCGUUCUUUGUUUGUCCAUUUUAUAAUGCCAUUACAUGGAUACUGAUGCAGUUCAAUGCAUGUUCAUUCAUGAACAUUUUGUUUAUGUACAAACAUCUGAUUGAGCUGGAAAAAAACAAUAAAAUGCAGUCAGUACCAGAACUGGUUUGUCUACUACACA